Molecule: messenger RNA, 1789 nt
Organism: Cynara cardunculus var. scolymus (artichoke)
Lineage: Eukaryota; Viridiplantae; Streptophyta; Magnoliopsida; Asterales; Asteraceae
Product: alkylated DNA repair protein ALKBH8 homolog
Exons: 10
Coding region: 272-1303 (343 amino acids)
Biological process (GO): oxidative demethylation
Molecular function (GO): oxidoreductase activity; demethylase activity; RNA binding
Source: RefSeq, a predicted model, not a curated record
AGAACACGGCGUUGGAGAUAUUACCGGUGUGAGGGAGAACGACCGACGUCUGGAGUGCCUCUGCAAAUCACUGAGAAUUUCAUUUGACAACGUCGGCGUCUCUAGGGGUUUUGAUCGAAAUCCCUACGAGGGGAAGUGGUACCAUUAGCAUUGAGCUUCAUUCCCUAGAGCUUUCUGCAAAAGCUAGUGUUGCCAGUGUGAAAGCGUAUCCUGUUGUCAUGAUUUUUUGACUCCAGCUCAUAGCAUUCUUGCCUUUCGUAGAAUAUACAUAAUGGGUUUACCAAAAUUUACACGCCCUAAGGGAGGCCAUGACGAGUUAAGUUCUAACCUUUAUGUCGCUAACUGCGGUCCAGCUGUUGGACUUACUUUAGCUUCUAUUGCAUCAGCAUUCAGCUCGUAUGGAAUCGUUAAAGGAGUAUAUCCUGCUGAUGAGAGUGGCUGCCGUGUUAUCGUCUCUUACCAUGAUGAGAGUUCUGCUCAAGCAGCACUUGAGGCAUUGAACCGACAUCCAUGUCCUGAUCUUGGAGGUCGUUCUUUGCACAUUUGCUAUUCUGUACAACGACCACUAUGCCAGGCUGUAGCUACCGAUUCAGUUCAGGUUUCUUUAGGAGCAUCAGAAUUGAAUAUUCCUGGCAUCUACUUGAUUCAUGACUUUGUUUCAGCUCAAGAAGAGGAGCAACUGCUUGCUGCAGUUGAUGCUAGGCCUUGGCAUAGUCUUGCAAAGAGAAGGGUUCAACACUAUGGUUACGAGUUCUGCUAUGAUAUAAGAAAUGUUAACACACAACAGCAACUGGGUGAUCUUCCAUCAUUUGUUGCCUGCAUACUUGAAAAAGUCCCUCUGUUUAAGAAGCUUGAUGAGGCUGCAGAUGUAUCAUUAGACCAGUUGACGGUUAAUGAAUACCCAGCAGGUGUGGGUUUAUCCCCACAUAUAGAUACCCAUUCAGCAUUUGAGGGCUCAAUUUACAGCCUUUCGUUAUCAGGACCUUGCAUUAUGGAGUUCCGAGGGUACUCAGACAUCAGUAGUGCUUCUGUUAGUGAUAGAGAUACAGAGAGUUCUGAUAAUACCUCAAGUUUUGUAAGGAGGGCCAUUUAUCUUCCCCCUCGAUCAAUGCUCUUGCUUUCAGGAGAGGGAAGAUAUGCUUGGCAGCACUAUAUUCCACACCAUAAGGUUGAUAUGGUGAAGGACACUAUGAUUAGAAGGGGUUCAAAAAGAGUAUCCUUCACAUUUCGAAAGGUCAGAAAAGGACCAUGCCAAUGCAGUUAUCCUCGGUUCUGCAACUCUCGAGGUAAAACAAGAGAUUGAUUGUUCAUCUUCUUCUUCUUCAGAUCAAGGAUCAAUCCCUUCCGGGAUUUGUGCAAAGGCGGAAUCGUCGUUUUUAUAAACAUUAUCCUCCUCGUUGGAUGUUAACGUUACUUGGCAUUAUGACUACUGUGGAUUUUUCUGACUGUUAUCUUCAGGACCACAUGAGAUUAGUUGAGUUGCAUGCAAGCUGGUCCGGACACCGACGGUUACCAAAAAACUAGGCAUAAAAUAUUUUGUUGGUGUCUAGACCGUUAACACUUAGCCGCAGACUCUAAGAAUAUGCUAGGUUUUAGGUUUAAAUUUGACAUGGGUAGUUUAGUAAUUUAUCAAUUUUGUCUCAUUUAGUUAUGCCAUGGCUUAGGGGUUGUUUACCAAAGUUUUUGAUCAAGUGCUGGUUGAGGUAAGAGGUAAGUGCUGACUGAAUGUGUUGUUUACCAAAAUGUUUUAUUUCAUGUGCUGACUUGGUAAAAAUUGACAAUUAUACCC